CCACCGUCAUUCAGUCACACGUUGACCGCCACCAAGCAAACACCGCCAGCCCUACAACUUCCGCGAAGGGCAUCCGCGUCCGGUGAUCUCUGAUGCUAGUUUCGAAAAUGUCGGCCCUUCUUCUCUCCAUUCUGGGCCUGUCCGUGGGCAUCCCGCACUGCCCCAUGUGGAAAGAGAUCGUCCCUUGCACUUGCCGGAUGGACUCUACCAAACUCACCACGAUCCACUGCGACCGGAUGACAUCGUACGACCAGGUGGUGAAGUUGCUCAAAGGGCACUUUUCGCCGGCGGACAGGGUGUCGCUCAAGCUGUCCUUCAGCAAGCUGGACGAUCUGCCCUUCAGGAGCUUCAAGGAGCUGAACAUGUCCAUCGAGAAUUUGAAGCUCAACCACGACAAUUUGGGGGAACUGGCGGCGGACACGUUCGAGGGCCUCAACAAGGUGGUGUUCUUGAGCCUGGCCGAUAAUUACCUGGGGAAGGUGCCGGAGCACCUGUGGAAGCGGAUGACGGGGGUCAAGACGGUGGAUCUGGGCCGGACGAAAAUCACGGAGCUGACCGAGUCCAAUUUUAAGGGUCUUCCCGUCGUUUGUUUAGUCCUCGCCGGCAACUCAAUCUCCUAUAUGGACCAAAACACCUUUCCCAGACAAGUCGAACGACUACACCUAGGCCGCAACAACCUCAAAACCCUCAACAAAACCCUAACCAACCUAUCCGACCUAGUCUGGUUAUUCGCAAACUCCAACGACCUCACAGACAUAGAAGCAGAGCUCCCGUACGACGCGAAAAAACUCAAAAUGAUCCAUUUCUCCAACAACAGAAUUGAAAGACUUCCCCAACAACUAAAAAGCCUCACAAACUUAGACUCGCUCUUCUUCCAAUUCAACCACCUGAAAAGCCUAGACGGCACUUUGGGCAAAGCGAGAAGACUUCAAAGGGUGGUUCUGGAGCACAACCACAUCAGCAUGUUAACAAAAGAAGAUUUUGCUGAGAAUGAGAUACUCGAAUCCCUGAUUUUAGGCCACAACCGCAUACCGGCUUUGAAUAACUCGCUACUCAACCUCAAAAGUCUCAACUUUUUGAAUAUCACGAUGAACCGACUUACUGAGUUCUCGUUUCAAGAGAUAGUGGGGCUGCAAGAAUUGAAAAGUAUCGAUUUGUCUUAUAACCAAAUCCGAACAUUGGUUGGACCAGCUACGAAUCUAGUUGAAUGGAAUAUAAAGCUGACGGAGUUGAAGCUAGAUCACAAUGAAAUUGAGUCGUUGAAUGGUGCUUUAUCCGGUUUACCGGAGCUUUUGAGGUUAAAUUUAAGCUUCAACAAACUACGAAAAAUCUCGCCGGAUGACCUUAUUGGUUUAGACCAACUAAGGCUCUUGGAUGUCUCUCACAACUAUUUAACCACAAUGGAAGAGACAAGCAAGACAUUCCUUCCACGACUAGAAGAAUUAAGGGCCAGUCACAACUACCUGACAAUACUAGAAAGGGAUUUCCACGGACUCCCGGUCUUGUGUCACGCAGAUUUAUCAAAUAACCAAAUAGUCGCACUAGGCAGAGAUUUAGUUAGCAAAACUCGGUGUAAAAUUGGUCAUGGUGUCCAUGAAGGUACCUGGGAUACUCUGAAAAUCUACCUCCAAGACAACCCCAUUUUGUGUGACGCUGCUCUCCCAGAAAUUACGUCAUCAAUGGAAAUCAACCAUACUCGCAUCUACGGUGUAGCCCACUGUCCGCCCCUAAGCGAGCAACCCGUCACUAGUAAACCCAACGCUUUUCUGGGCUACGUCCCCGACACCACCCCUUCUCUCCCCGCCGCCAUUUCCGCCAACCUUCCCACGAUUGAACAAGAUGGCGAGCCCAACAAUCAAGUGAAACCUUUGUACAAAACGUCCGCGUACGAAGCCAUCCAGUUGUCCAUACCCCAUAGGAACAACUUGGAAGACCCCAAUCACCACGUCCAGCAAGAUCAAGUGGUUGAUCUCCAUCAAAACGAUCAGUACAGAGUGGAUCAGGCGCAAGCCACAAUCGAUCCUGUGAAGCAGGAAAAGCAGCUAUCGAAGUUAGCGUCGGAAAUUGAGGAGUUGAGGAGUAGGGUGGAGGAGUUGGCCAGUCAGAACCAGAUUCUGCUGAAUCAGCAGCUGGGCAAUAAGUCGACGGAAAAGCCGCCAAAUCAAGAGUUAGGAGAAGAUAGGAAGCCUUGAAUGGGGGGAGGUGUCGUAGUGCCUUUUAAUCUUUUUUAACGUUAGGUGUAGAUUGUGACGCAAGUAACUUAUUCCUAGUCAUUUGUAGUAAACGCAGAAAUUUAUCAAGACGAUGAGGGAGAAAUUUAGGGCUGUCUUGAAGACAAAAGAGGGGAUAAAGUAUUGAUGUUUAGUUAUGAGUACAAUUUAUUUUUAGAUCAGUAUAUGACAAUAACGAGUGCCAUUGAUUUAUUGAAAUAUUUUUAGUAGCUUUUAAUUCGUUUUUAUUUUUUAAUUUUAUGAUUUUGAAUUCAUCCAGUAGUCACUAGUGAUGUAAAUACUUCAUUACUAACUUUUCCACUAUUUCUGAAAUGAUAAAACAAUGUAGUUAGUCGUAGGAAACUGUGUGUAUUUAUA
Messenger RNA from Zophobas morio, 2588 nucleotides. RefSeq names its product larval translucida (gene Ltl). The record is from RefSeq and is a predicted model, not a curated record. Gene Ontology annotation, molecular function: protein binding. The transcript has 7 exons. The coding region runs from base 93 to 2192 and encodes 699 amino acids. NCBI's taxonomy places the organism in Eukaryota, Metazoa, Arthropoda, Insecta, Coleoptera, Tenebrionidae.